AUGGAAAAGCUCCGUCUUCUGACCUUCGACGGUGUUUCCGACCCUUCUGUCCACGUCACAUCCUUCAACAUUGCGAUGCGACGCGCAAACCUCUCUGACGAAGAAAAAUACACCGGCUUUUGUCAGCUUUUCGCCGAAACCCUAGAAGGAGUUGCUCUCAACUGGUUCACCGGCCUCCAAGAGAACUCCGUCAGCAGCUUUCACGACCUCUCGACGGCUUUCCUCAAGAACUAUAUCAUGUUUACUCGUCAGGAAGCCACCGCCACGGAUCUCUGGAAUCUCAACUACGCUAAUGGCUGGAGCAAAAACAAAGAGAAGAAAACUCAGAAGUCUCAAGCCAGGGCUCCUCAAAACGAAGAACGAGCUAGCCCCGAGAGAGCCCCAGUGAACAACGUCAAUCCCGAGGAUGAGUCAACCGAUGAGGAACGACUGAAGAACCGACGACGAGUGGAAGUAGUUCUCUCUCGACCUGACGAUUCAUCGGAUGACGAAAUCCCGCCGAUAGCACCCGAUUUGCGUGACAAAUUAGGGAGAAAAACGGACUCUGAGGAUCUACGCGUCUUGCUAAAGCGAAAGGCCGCAAUGGUAUCAGUAAGCAAGGCGGAUCUCAGGACGACCCUCAAUGAAUCCAAAGCGAGAAAGGUUGCCCACACCAUAAUUGCUCCGAGCCCCCAACCUCAAAUCACAGAUUUACGCGAGCAGAUCAAUUCUAGAGCCGAAGACCUACGGGUCAAGCUCAGUCAGUCCAAAAGACGUGACUUACGACGCUGUCUCGAGAAGGCAAAACGAUGUUCCAGCACGGUUCCUCAAGCUGAAAAUACUACCAGCGACCUACGGGCACAACUGGAGUUGAUGAAGACUACGCAUACCCCCCUUCUCAACGUGAUAAUGGGCGGCUCACCUCCAUGCGGAGACUCGGUACGAGCCGUAAAGGAUUACCGACGACAAGCCGUCACCGCGCAAAAAUGGCCUUCACAAAUUGAGGCUGACCAUCAGAUCUCUUUCUCAGCGGCUGACACUCGCGGCAUCAGCAUGCCGCAUAAUGACCCACUCCUCGUUGAUAUUGGGAUUGGUGAAUGCCAGGUCACAAAGGUCCUCGUUGACACUGGCAGCUCGGUCGCCCUUGUCUUUAGGGAUACGCUCGACAAGAUGGGAAUCGACUUACGCGACAUGAAACCCUCUUCACGCACUCUUACCGGGUUCAACGGUUCCUCGGAAAAAAUGAUUGGGACAAUACGUCUCCCAGUUUACGCAGGGGACGUAACCCGAACCGUAAAGUUCUCCGUCAUUCGGGCAAAGGCGCCUUACAACGCUAUCCUCGGCACCCCUUGGUUGCACUCUAUGAAGGCCAUUCCCUCUACUUAUCACCAGUGUGUUAACUUCCCUGGGAAGUAUGGCACAACACAGACGAUCCGUGGAGACUAA
Molecule: messenger RNA, 1425 nt
Organism: Brassica oleracea var. oleracea
Lineage: Eukaryota; Viridiplantae; Streptophyta; Magnoliopsida; Brassicales; Brassicaceae
Exons: 2
Coding region: 1-1425 (474 amino acids)
Source: RefSeq, a predicted model, not a curated record